AUGCUAAUACAACACCACACCAACACCACUCUACCGAACACCACUAUAUUCCCACCGUGGUACCACAACACCACAGAAACACCACCACACCAACACCAACCUACCACAACACCACGCUGCCACAACGCCACAGAAACACCACCAACACCAAGCUACCACAACACCACGCUGCCACAACGCCACAGAAACACCACCACACCACGCUGCCACAACGCCACAGAAACACCACCACACCACCACCAAGCUACCACAACACCACGCUGCCACAACGCCACAGUAACACCACCACACCACGCUGCCACAACGCCACAGAAACACCACCACACCAACACCAAGCUGCCACAACACCACGUUGCCACAACCCCACAGAAACACCACCACACCAACACCAAGCUACCACAACACCACGCUGCCACAACGCCACAGAAACACCACCACAUCAAAACCAAGCUACCACACACUCACCACCACUGGUCCUGA
Penaeus indicus is the source of this 480-nucleotide messenger RNA. RefSeq names its product histidine-rich glycoprotein-like. The transcript has a single exon. Lineage: Eukaryota; Metazoa; Arthropoda; Malacostraca; Decapoda; Penaeidae. The record is from RefSeq and is a predicted model, not a curated record. Bases 1 to 480 code for a protein of 159 amino acids.